AUGAUUCUCGAAGCAUUGGGCUUGCUCGCCCUCGCCUACCUAGCAUGGAGCAUGGUGACGAUGGAAAUCAACUACCGUCGUGCUUCCAGCAUGGGGAUCCCCUUGGUGCGCCUUUAUAUCGACCCUCAAAAUGUCCUCUGGAUGGUCUUCGAACCCAUUAUCUGGCCUUGGCUGAACAAACUCCCUAUCAAUUGGCGCAAUUACAGCUUCGGUCGCUACUCGCGCCGGGGCUGGUACUUUGCCGAUCGCGGCGAGUCUCAUAAACGCUACGGUCCCAUGUGGGCGCUGGUCACCCCUCGCGAUAUCUACAUCAACGUCGCCGAUCCAAAUGCAAUUCAUGAUAUUUUCCAGCGGCGUACGGACUUCAUCCGACCCAGUCAAAUGUACAAGGUACUGGAGGUGUACGGACCAUGCAUCUCGACAGCAAGUUGGAAUGAUUGGCCCCGGCACCGAAAGGUCCUAGCCACGCCGUUCAACGAAAACGCCAUGUCCUUUGUGUGGGAUGAGAGUGUAGAACAGACACGCCAAAUGCUGCAGGUUUGGGACUCUUCUGCGGAUGGUCACAUUCCUAGUGUUGCAAAGGAUCCGCGGACCCUCUCGUUGAACGUCCUCGCCGCCACGGGAUUCCGCAAGUCGUUCCCUUUCCAGAGUGCCAAAGAUCACCAAGUGAAGUCCGAAUCCCCUGCCACUUCGGAAGAUGAAUCAGAGGGAUAUCGCGACGCGCUUCAGACCGUGCUGGAUAACUGUAUCCUCCUGAUGGUGAUGCCUCGCAAACUACUCACUCUGCCUUUUGCACCCGAGUCAUGGCAUCAUCUUGGCAAAGCAGCCACCGAUUUCAAGAACUAUAUGGUCCAAAUGCUGAACGAAGAAACCAAAGCAUUGAACACCGGAAGUGCGGGGAGCGGAGGCCUGAUGACUUCAUUUGUUCGCGCCAUGGACCUGAAGCAGAAGGUGGAUGGGGAGGGAAAAACAAAGACAAGUGGCUCACCACCCAAAGGGCUGACGGUGGAUGAGAUUUUCGGGAACAUCUUCGUUAUCAACUUUGCAGGGCAUGAUACAACCGCCAAUACCUUGAGCUUUGGCUUGCUUCUACUUGCCGCGUAUCCAGAAGUUCAAGACUGGGUGGCUGAGGAGCUAGACGGGCUUGAUGAAGACAAUAUCAAGGAGCACUACGGUGAACUGUUCCCACGGCUGCUUCGUUGUCGCGCUGUCUUGCUCGAAACCCUCCGCCUCUUCCCGCCAAUUGUAUCCCUCCCGAAAUGGACCAACGACGAGCCCCAAUCACUCAGACUGGGCGACAGAGACAUCAUGAUCCCUCCUCACGUUGGAGUCCACCCCAGUCUUCUUGACAUGCACAUCCAUCCCCAAUAUUGGGAGGACCCCUUGACAUGGAAGCCGUUCCGCUGGAUAACCAAAUCUGCCUCUGGCGAUGCCUCGGAGGCAAUCAUCACCCCAUCCCGCUCUACUUAUUUCCCAUGGUCGGACGGACCUCAAAACUGCCCCGGGAACAAGUUUUCCCAAGUUGAAUUUGUGGCUGUCAUGGCGGCUCUCCUCCGGAGUCAUCGGGUGCACCCAGUUGCCAACCCUGGCGAAAGCCCCAAGGAGACACGCGCGAGGGUCUUGGCGACCACGCAAGACGUGGAUUUGCAAUUGCUCCUGCGCAUGACGAACGCUGAUCAGGUACGUUUGGCGUGUUCUCGGGUGGCCUAA
Molecule: messenger RNA, 1710 nt
Organism: Aspergillus niger
Lineage: Eukaryota; Fungi; Ascomycota; Eurotiomycetes; Eurotiales; Aspergillaceae
Exons: 3
Coding region: 1-1710 (569 amino acids)
Molecular function (GO): heme binding; oxidoreductase activity, acting on paired donors, with incorporation or reduction of molecular oxygen; iron ion binding
Source: RefSeq, a predicted model, not a curated record